Molecule: messenger RNA, 3574 nt
Organism: Aspergillus pseudonomiae
Lineage: Eukaryota; Fungi; Ascomycota; Eurotiomycetes; Eurotiales; Aspergillaceae
Product: AMP deaminase
Exons: 5
Coding region: 383-3385 (1000 amino acids)
Biological process (GO): AMP metabolic process; IMP salvage
Cellular component (GO): cytosol
Molecular function (GO): AMP deaminase activity
Source: RefSeq, a predicted model, not a curated record
AGUCUAGACUCACUCUUUCAUCACAUCUUUCUAGGUGAGUAUUGCCAUGUAUAUCUUCUCAUAUGUUGGGUCUUAUUUUUAAUUACCAAUAUCGUGACUUGUAUCGAUAGUCUCUCCCUUUCUCUCUCUUUCGUUAUCUCUUGUUUUCCUCGCGUUUCUCUAUUCUCCAUGAUUAAAGAAAAUCCAGACAAUUCAAUUUUUAACAAGUCUACUAGCAAAUGCGCCUAAUACUUUUGCUCAAUAAACUAUUUGCCUUUUUAUCUUUUCCCUCUUACUAAUAUCCAAAACAAAUCCUGCAGUUUAGGAGUAUAGUAAAUGCAAGGGAUUUGUUGCAACACAACAAACAACAACUGCACAAGUGUGACGAACUUUGGAUGCCCUAAUGGCUUCGUCACAGCCCAACCUUACCUCUAGGCUUGAUGCCAAUGCCAACGCUGCUGAAAUCUCAUCGGAAGACGAGGUUUCCCUGCACUCCCACAGUGAGAAUCCGCAGACACGCGGGAUCUCUCUAGAUGACACAGCAUCCCAUGAGUCUAGUUUUGCCGCGGCGACAAAAACAUCCGGCGAUAUUCUACCAAGGGAUAGACUGCUGAAAACUCCUACCUACGACUAUGCAUAUGAAAAAUCAAUGAGCCACACGGAAGCAAAACUUUUCUAUCAGCAUCAUCAGUUCGCCUCACGGAGUGCCGACAGUGAACCUACCUUAAACCCAGUACCUGCAAAUUACAAUGCAGCCGUCACACAGACAGACAGUGCGCCAAGCUAUACACCAACCGUGAUGGAACACAAUGGCUCCCAACACCGCACAGUCAGCACCGUGUGCCAAGAUGAUCCAAUUUCAAAGACUCAGCCCGGUGCAAAUGCCACUCCGCUGUUUGAUCAAUUUGGCGCGCACUUCAUUCAUGAGUACCAGCCCAACGGUCCCGCUGUAGAUGAUACUCACGGUAGUUUCGGGUUGAAUACAAUGCCAUCCAGGUCCCAGGACCAAUUCGGUCAAACUUCAACGGGGGCAGGUAAUGAGCGUUCUGCUAGUGAUAUCUUGGGAACCGCCCAGACCUUGUUGAAUUCUAUGCCAGGCGGCGAUGCUGUUACAUCAGAAUUGAACGUAAUUUGCCGCAAAAUAUUGAGACUCCUCGAUCGGCGAUCCAGAUAUAUGCAACUAUCAUUGCAGGGUCCUGGAGAUAACCCUAAGGAUCAUGCCGAUUGGAAAGUGUAUCCUGCGCCACCAGAACCAGCUUGGGAAGGUGACAAUGAAACUGGAAAAUUUAAUGAUAACUUCCGACCCGAACAGAAGAAGAGAAAAAUGGGUCAAGAUAUCGGGGAAGAUUUUGACAUGGCCGAGUGCCUACCUCUUCCCGAGGCGUCAGACUGGGUUUUCAAGCUCGAUGGGAAUAGUGUGUAUCAAGUGUACGAAACUUAUGGUACCGCCACUACUAAUCAACCUGUUGUACAAAUUCCUUCCCUGAGAGAUUUCUACAUGGAUCUCGAUGCGGUCAUAGAUGUAUCAACGGACGGGCCUGCAAAGAGCUUCGCAUUCAAACGUCUUUCUUACCUGGAGGGAAAGUUUCAGCUAUAUACUCUGCUUAAUGAAUAUCAAGAAAUAGCCGACAGCAAAAAAGUACCUCACAGAGAUUUUUACAAUGUCCGAAAAGUCGACACGCAUGUGCAUCACUCUGCAUGUAUGAAUCAGAAGCACCUCCUUCGUUUCAUCAAAAGCAAGAUGAAAAAAUCACCCGAUGAAGUCGUGUUAUUCAGGGAUGGCAAGCACUUGACGUUGAAGGAGGUUUUUGAAAGCAUAAACCUUACAGCUUACGAUUUGAGUAUCGAUACACUCGAUAUGCACGCACACACAGAUUCUUUCCACCGGUUUGACAAGUUUAACCUCAAAUAUAACCCUGUGGGCGAAUCUCGGCUGCGAGAAAUAUUCCUGAAGACGGACAAUUAUAUUAAAGGGCGUUAUCUAGCAGAGAUAACGAAGGAGGUCAUCUCGGACUUGGAGUCGAGCAAAUACCAAAUGGUGGAAUGGCGUAUCUCAAUAUACGGCAGGUCCAUCCAGGAAUGGGAUAAACUUGCGGCAUGGGUAGUUGAUAAUAAGUUAUUCUCCCCCAAUGUCCGUUGGCUUGUCCAAAUACCUCGACUCUAUGACGUAUACAAGUCGAGCGGCAUGAUGGAAAACUUUGAGCAGGUUAUCACCAACGUCUUCCAACCGCUAUUCGAAGUGACAAAGGAUCCAAAUAGUCAUCCAAAACUUCAUUUAUUCUUGCAGCGUGUGGUCGGCUUUGACAGUGUCGACGACGAGAGCAAAGCAGAGCGACGACUAUAUAGGAAAUAUCCUAUCCCAAGAGAAUGGAAUACGAAACAAAAUCCCCCCUACAGUUAUUGGAUAUACUUCAUGUUUGCAAACAUCGCAUCCUUGAAUAUCUGGCGCAAAAAGCGAGGAUUCAACACGUUCGUUCUAAGGCCGCAUUGUGGUGAAGCUGGUGACCCUGAUCAUCUUGCGGUUGGGUUCCUCUGCUGCCACAGCAUCAGCCAUGGGAUCCUACUCCGGAAAGUUCCUUUACUGCAGUAUUUAUUCUACCUUGACCAAAUUGGGAUUGCCAUGUCGCCUCUCAGCAACAAUGCGCUGUUUUUGACAUAUGACAAAAAUCCAUUUGCCAAUUUUUUCAGGCGAGGUUUGAACGUAUCGUUAUCUACUGAUGAUCCAUUACAAUUUGCGUUCACCAAGGAGCCUUUGAUUGAAGAAUACUCGGUUGCUGCACAGAUCUAUAAAUUUAGCGCGGUUGAUAUGUGUGAGCUAGCUAAACACUCGGUCCUGCAAAGUGGUUUCGAGCUCGCUUUAAAGCAAAGAUGGCUUGGCACAAACUGUUCAGCAGCAGGAGUCCCGGGAAAUAAUGUUGCAAAGAGCAAUGUUCCGGACAUUCGAGAGGGAUUCAGGCAUGAAACGCUGAUAGGAGAGUUGGCAUUGAUUGAAAGAUAUGUUGACAGUUUGAGUACUUACUCAAAGACACUGCCCCUCAGAGGACAGUUGCAACCUAGCUUGGCCACGGAAAAUGAGAACAAUCCAAGCCAUACUUUGCGGAAGGAGGGUCAGGCUACAGCAUCUCCGCAGACUUUUACCGCGGCGAAUCCUCCCAUAUAUUUACAAAACCAGCCCGAGACCAAAAUCGCAGGAGAGGCUUGCUUCACAGGUCCCACUCCUCACCUCCCGGGCCCUAAAUCGGGUGAGGAUACUGGGCCUGAAGCGUUACCAGAACAAAAGAUAUUCCCUGGUAUUGUGCAUGAAAGGGCUCAGCGGGGUAGUAUGUUGACUCGAGCAUUGGCUGAGGAUGACAAGGAUACGAAAGACGGGGGUAAAGGUGUCAACAAUUGCCCCGGUCCGUCCUAAGGCUAAUACAGGGCGAUGCCAUGGGCAUAGUAUUUUGUGUAUCCGGAGCAUGGACCUAUAGGUUAUGUUGUGGUUCAUGACAGGUAACAGUUGCCGUACCCAUGAAUUACUGGCUGUUCGUUGGCUAUUCGGGACAAUUCAGUGGAUCAGAUAUUAGUAUUAACUUUCUCCCGUGGACACGUAGUUGGA